UCGCAUUAUGCGAGACACUCGGCCAGUAAGCAUCUAACUGAGGAAUCGCCUAACACAACCGGUGCACCGCCGAAAGUCAGUUCAGUGGUCACUGGACAACUGCGCCGGACACCGCCAGCAACAAGUAUACUCGACAAGUGGCCGACUUUUGACGCACCCUCUUUGAGUUUCGCUCCUGGGACUGUGGUGGCCAGCCAUAUCGACCCGACCAUCGUUUUCCGAUCCUCAUCUCUUCUCUCUUUUCUGAGUUUCUUUCGUUUAAUUUUCGUCGCUCGAGACAUCGGGACUGAUUCGUUGUACGUUUGUUCUCGCGACCGGACGACGCGGGAAAGUGUAUCGGAAGUGCAUCGCGACGGACGUUCCGUAUCGAUCCGCGACGAUCUCUGACUGAUCCUGCCUGCUUGUUGGAUCCUUGCCGCAGCGACGCGGACUGCGCUAUUGCAGAAUGCACCGAUCCGCGAUAGGUCGGAUACGAUCCGCGAUAACCGGACUCCUGCUGCUACUGGUCGCGUGGAAAUGCAAUGGACUGCAAUAUCAGUCGGUCGAGGCUUACGCGAACGGCGACGACUGCGCUCUGAUUCUGAACGGGCCAGGAAGGACGAACUCAUACGACUACAACUAUAAUGUACUUCGCUCCUUCCCGACGACCGGCGGAUCGCAGACGUGCAUCACUUAUGAUGCCAUUAAUCGCGCAUACCUUGAAGCAAGGAAACGUAUCAAUGUAGCGCAACCGAAAGCUAAAAUGUGGCGACCUGAAGACUUGGCUACGGUCGGUGAACUUCUUCUGGACAUUACCGCGAACCUUGUGAAAACGUACGGGCUAACCGUCGAAGAAAUCGAGAAAAGUCUGCCCCUGAUCGACACCUCGAAGACGCUGAUCCAGGACGUAUGCCCAGCUUUCCUGAGCGAGGUGGAGUGUCGACCAGGAAAGUAUCGACGAAAUGAUGCUCUCUGCACGAACCUGAGGAACCCAACCUGGGGUUCCACGCUGUCACCAUUCCAGAGACUGAUGCCUCCACGGUUCUCGGAUGGUUUAACAGCGCCGAGGAUAUCAACGACCGGCCGAGAUCUGCCAUUGUCGCGCAUCGUGUCCCGCACGAUGCAUCCGGACGAGGGUUAUCACGAUCACGCGGGCACGGUUAUGGUGAUCGCCUGGGGACAGUUCAUGGACCACGACUAUACGCUGACAGGAACGCCUCUAGAUCCCCUGAACCGAAACGACCCCGAGGAAUGUUGCCAUCGACCUCCGCACCUAAAGAAUCCUUACUGCAACGAGAUCUACAUACCGGAAGACGAUUACUUCUACAGGUUGUUCAACGUGAAAUGCAUGGAUUUCGUUCGCGCGUUUCCAGCCGUUCGACCCGGUUGCCGUCUCGGAUCUCGCGUGCCUUUUAAUCUUCUCACGGGAGUAUUGGACGGAAAUACUGUCUACGGAGUCACGGAAACGUUUGGCAGGAAACUUCGAACUGGAUAUGGCGGACUAUUACGUAUGAAUCCGGUCUUCUCCGAGUACGGUCUGAAAGAUCUACUGCCGUUGAAACUAGACAUCCCGGACGAGGGUUGCACGAGACCAAACCGAUCGAUGUACUGCUUCGAAGCAGGUGAGAUACGAGUGAAUGAACAGUUAGUGCUGACUUGUAUGCACACUUUAAUGGCGAGGGAGCACAACAGGAUUGCCAAGAGCCUGAACCAAAUUAAUCCGCAUUGGGACGACGAAACACUGUUCCAGGAAGCUAGGCGGAUUAUCAUCGCACAAAUACAGCACAUCACUUACAAUGAAUUCUUGCCUAUUCUGCUUGGAAAGGACGUAAUGCAGAAAUUUGGACUUAUACUCGAGAAAAAUGCAUACUGGGACGGCUACGAUGAAAGUGUGAAUCCAGCAGUGAUUGAUGCUUUCGCGUCCGCGGCGUUUAGGUUUGGCCACUCGUUGUUACCGACUGCGGUAGAAAGAUGGAGCAAAGCUCAUAAAUUCAUAGCAUCCAAGAGACUGUCAGAUUUAAUCAGAAGACCCUACGACUUGUAUCGAGCUGGCGUCUUCGACGAAUACAUUAUGGGAUUGAUGAACCAGGUUGCCCAAGCUAUGGAUGAUUCCAUCACGCAAGAAGUUACCAAUCAUUUAUUCAAAAAGGCUGGAGCUAAGUUUGGUCUAGACCUGGUUUCUUUUAAUAUGCAACGCGGUCGUGAAUUCGGAAUACCCAGUUACAUGGAAUUCAGAAAAUUCUGUGGCCUUCCCUGGGCAGACACCUUCGAGGAACUAUUCGGUUCAAUGCCGAACGAGACUAUCAGUCGCUACAGCUCCAUCUUCGAACAUCCCGCUGACGUCGAUCUGUGGUCCGGCGGUGUGUCCGAGAGGCCGCUUCCGGGUAGCAUGCUCGGACCAACCUUCGCCUGUAUAAUUGCCACGCAAUUCAGCUAUUCCCGUCGCGGCGACCGAUUUUGGUAUGAGCUGCCGAACCAGCCAUCGUCCUUCACUCUCGAACAACUGAACGAGAUUCGGAAAGUGAAGCUCGCCAGAGUGAUCUGCGACAACACCGAUCUGAUCGAUACCAUACAGAUCUACCCUAUGGUCUUGCCCGACCACGAAAUAAAUCCCCGAGUUCCGUGUCGAAGCGGCAUUCUACCUAGCAUGGACCUGACCAAAUGGGCCGAUUAUCCUACGUCGAGUCAAGCGCAAUAUCGAUUGGUGGAGGAGCACUUGCUUGACCCGCGAAGACGCCAGGCGAGGCCGAAGAAGGUGCGGAACAACUACAACAGAGAGGAGAUCUUGCGCCUCUUCUUUGAGAGUAUUAACGGCGUUGCCGCGUAUCUGGGAUUGAGAAAGUAAUCCCGCACCCACGAGCAGGUAUUCGGAGCAUCGAGUGCACGAGGGUGAAUACUCCAGAGAUUUGUCCCCCCCCACCCCAGUAGAUAGAAACGCAGCUUGAGAGCCCCAUGCUCGAACCAUACACACAAACAUACACACACGAACACCUUUUAUAUCCAUGGUUGAAUAAACAGCGCAACGUAUCCGUCUCUCUAUUUCAUUUCCGUCACCGUCGAAGCGCGAUGAAGGAUGCGCAUCGCUUCUCUCAACCGCGCAUCGCGCAGCAUGUGUUUCAACACUGACAAGGAACGUUGACAAUCCCCUUCUGAUUUUGAUGAAAAUUCCGCGGUGGAACAACGAAAAUAAGUGACGCGUAUAUGUACUUUUUAUCGAUGAAUAUGCGAGUCAGAUGAAAGCAUUCUUUUUAAGAUUGAUAUUUUUUAUGGCGUUCUGGAAAGUGUGUAAGGUAAAAAUGUAGUUUGAAUGGCGAGGCAAGUUGUUUCUUUUAUGGAUAAUAGUGUCAAGACGACAUUUUUUGGGGAAAGUUUGAAGAAUGUGGGAGGUAGAGAUGGAAUUUGAGAUAAGCGCGGUUCGUUGAUUUUUCGAGAAAUUGUUUUUGUUGUGUUGUUAUAUGAGAGGAGGUGUAGAAUUUGGUUGUUUAAGGUAUACUCCUAGCUUGAACAGUUUUUGAGAUCAGUUUGUAAGCGGUCAUUCGUGAAAAGUGAUUUUAUCCAUGAAAUUUGUGGUACUGGCAAUAAAAGAAGAUGCGUGUCCCUUAUUUUUGGAUAUUCUAUAGGCUUAGGAAGUUUUGUCGAGGUUAGAAAGGGAUGAUUGUAUAAUGUUUCUUGUGAUUAAGGUGGACAAGGUAGACUGUCUCCGUAAUUUAUGAUAAAACGUUUUAAUUAAAAAGAUAUAUAUUUUUUGAAAAGCAGUCAGUAUGAAAAAGUUGAUUUCUAAAAAUUAAUGAAAGUCUCGUUUACUUUUCUAUUAAGAGAAAGUGGUUUCUUACUUAUUUUGUCACAAGUUACGGAACAUCAGAUACACCGGAAAGAAAAAUAAUUAAUCGAACGAAAAGAAUUAAUUAACUUCUGUUUAAUUAAUUAAAUUCUGUUGGUAAUCCAUACGAAUUUACAGGAUAUAUCGUAAGUAAAAAUAAUCUAUUAAAUGAACAAUUAUCUCAGCCAAGUGUUAUAAAAGUAGCCACUCGAAUGCCUUGUCAAGUGAAACAAUUAAUAAUGUCAUUUAAGCAUCGUUUCGACUCAAUCUUUAUCAAAAGUUGAAGUCAAAUGUUGAAUUUUUAAACAGUGGAUCUUACAGUGUUAAGUUGAUCGACCGUUGAGCCAUAAAUUAUCCCUUUAUGAGCCGCGGAAAUCCCCAUACAGUAACAACUAUAAAAUAGUACUAAAUACAUGUAGUAAUUUAUGCAAUACAUUUACGUAUGUAACAUGGUGUGACUAUUUUCCCCGUACACUUAUCAAAACGGCACGCCACUUUGUCGUUGUUGUUAGACCACUUUCCUCCUUUUUCAGGUAAAUGUACCAAUAACUAACCAG
Nomia melanderi (Alkali bee) is the source of this 4356-nucleotide messenger RNA. RefSeq names its product peroxidase homolog (gene cysu). Lineage: Eukaryota; Metazoa; Arthropoda; Insecta; Hymenoptera; Halictidae. Gene Ontology annotation, biological process: response to oxidative stress. Gene Ontology annotation, molecular function: peroxidase activity; heme binding. The record is from RefSeq and is a predicted model, not a curated record.